GUGAUGAAUGUUUGUAUGAAAGCUUUCCUGAACUUCCUUUGGAAGAAGCUCCAGAAACUGAUGGAGAGGUUGCAAACGUCCAGUGUCCAAUGUCCAUCAGCAUUCAAGAGCCAUCUUCUCCAGCAACCUCCAGUGAAGCUUUCACACCAAAGGAGACCUCUCCUUACAAGGCUCCAAUAUACAUUCCCGAUGACAUUCCUAUUCCUUCAGAGUUUGAGCUCCGAGAAUCCAAUGUUCCUGGAGCAGGAUUAGGGAUAUGGACCAAAAGGAAGAUUGAAGCAGGGGAAAAAUUUGGCCCUUUUGUAGGAGAGCAGCGGCCACAUCUUAAAGAUCCCAGUUACGGUUGGGAG
Molecule: messenger RNA, 350 nt
Organism: Merops nubicus (carmine bee-eater)
Lineage: Eukaryota; Metazoa; Chordata; Aves; Coraciiformes; Meropidae
Product: MDS1 and EVI1 complex locus protein MDS1-like
Exons: 1
Source: RefSeq, a predicted model, not a curated record